CGUCCUCUUUCUCCGUCGGCUUCAGCAGGCGGAGCCCGCACUUCCGCGGGGCGGAGCCCGUCCAGUGCUGACGUUGGCAGCCGAACCCGAAGUAGUUCGAGGCUACGGACAGCGCUACACGGUUGUUGCGUUGCAUUUCCUUCCUCUUUCACUCCACGCUCCCGGCGGCGGCCAGAGCGGCGGCGCAAGACCAUCUCGGCGGCCUGCUGUCGUCCCGCGCGCCCACCUCUCCGCCGGCCAGUCCGGCGUCGUCAGUCAGUCGGCGGCCCGCGCCCGGCUAGCGCUUGUCUAGCCCAGGCCCAGCGGCCGGAGCUAGCGCCCCGCCUGAGAGCCUCCAAGCUCCGGCGGCGCAGGCACCAGGAGCAGAGCGUCGCGGCGGCCCAAGGGGAGGCGAGCGAGCGCGUCCAAGGGGUGGCUGGGGCAGGUGGUGGCGCCGCGAAGAUGGUCGCCAAGCAGCGAAUCCGUAUGGCCAACGAGAAGCACAGCAAGAACAUCACCCAGCGCGGCAACGUCGCCAAGACCUCGAGAAAUGCUCCCGAAGAGAAGGCGUCUGUAGGACCCUGGUUAUUGGCUCUCUUCAUUUUUGUUGUUUGUGGUUCUGCAAUUUUCCAGAUUAUUCAAAGUAUCAGGAUGGGCAUGUGAAGUGACUGACCUUAAGAUGUUUCCAUUCUCCUGUGAAUUUUAACUUGAACUCAUUCCUGAUGUUUGAUACCCUGGUUAAAAACAAUUCAGUAAAGCAUCCUGCCUCAGAAUGACUUUCCAUAUCAUCCUUCAUUUGUCAUUCCAAGGUUUCUUCACGAGUCAUUCCAAGUUUUCUAGUCCAUACCACAGUGCCUUGCAAAAGCACCACAUGAAUAAAGCAAUAAAAUUUGAUUGUUAAGCUACAGUAGUGGACCCUACUUAUUCAGUCAGUAAAGAGUAAAUUUUUUUAAUGUGGUUAUUAAAACAGUAUCCAGUAUAGAUAAUUAGAUUAAGUCUAUGUAGACAGGGUCUAGAUUUUGUUAACCCUAAUGUGUAAAUGCAAUUAGCUUAAUUUAAAGUUUGGAGUUUGGUUUUUAUAUAGCUAGGCACUUUAUUACUGUAUCUUGAAUUGAAAGCACACUCCCAUAUAGGGUCAUGUAACUGUCAUGUAAUAAAGUGCUUAUAAUGGAACCCAACUACACAGCCUAGUUUUCCCAUAAUCUUUAGCACCUAAAUUUUUUAAAAGCUAAAUGCUUAAUAUAAAGGGAGAUGCUUACAGCUACAACAUCUAUUUUAACAAUAUUUCUGUUACACUACCUUGGAUUUUGCAUGAGUAAUUAUACUAACCUGAAAUGCCAUAAGAAAACAACUUGAUUGAGCAUUUUGUAACUUAAUGAGUCAAUUCAUUUUCACUAAAAGCUACCAUGGUGGAGUAAAAUCAGGGACAGUUUAUGUCACCAUUGAUUUCACCAGAAUUACUUUAAUAUAUCAAAGGGGUCUACUGUGCUAGACAACAUUUUAGGGAAAAAUACUACUAAAACUGGGUGUCUCAUCAGGACAUACUGAUGAGUCCAAUGUGCCGUAAGACAUCUGAGCACAUUAAUAGCACUUUUGAUACCAAAAAAGGCACAUCAAUUAAAAAGUUACUUAGUGUUUGGAAAUAAUUUUCUAGAUUUAUGAUUAAAAUUUUGUUAGGGUACUAGAUACGUCAGACUAAAGUGCCCUCUGGAAGUAAAUGGAUUUACUGAUAAGGAUCAGUCUUUAUAGUCUUCCCUUUGUUGUAUAAUUUUAUAGGUUAUGAUUGAUCAAAGUUUCUUUUUACUAAUGGUAAGGGUGAGAAGGCAGGUUUUGGGUUCUCUGGUACUGUUGAAAAUUUUAAGUUUUGGCUAUUUAAAUACUUAGUCAUAACUUGAUUAAAAAAAAAAAAAAGCCUGAGAGGUGUCUCUGUAUCAAUGAAUUGGAAUGAAAGCUGCUCGUUUGCUUUGUUAAUUGCCUCAGGAUAUCUUUUAAAAUAAGCUCUUUUAAGAGGAACAGAAGGGAAGUCUGCUACCUAAUACACAGUGUGAACCUCAGAGCUUCUGAUACCCCUAAAUGUAGGAGGAGAAUGAGGGAGAGGAGCAGUUAAGAAGGUUUAGGAAUUUACUCAAGAAUAGGGAAGGCAUCAGCCGACCUUGGACCAGCAGGUUUUUAUCUGCAUUGUUACCUGCCUUUCUCACCCAGGAAAUCAGCGCUGUACUUGUUUCCCUCUUUGAAGCCAGUGUCUUGGUUGACUAAUUCUAUUUUAUUGUAACUCUAAAAAUGAAAGUUACUGUUCUAAAUUUAUAUAGCAGGUGCCUUAUUCUUUGCUUUGAGUCAAACCAUUCCAUAUUAGAAUUUCCCCUGGUUUACUAUAGAUAAUUGGCUUUAAGAUGUUCGGGUUUUGUUUUUUUUUUUUUUGAUUGUACAGUGUAUUAAUUUGACUGUUAAAUUGCUAUAGCUAGCAAUCAUUUUACAUAUGUAAAGUUGCAUUCCCUUUGUAUUUCAUGUGUAAUUUCCUAAUUGAGAACAUUUUAUAUUAAGGAUGGAUUAUGCAUGUUUGGGUCAAUGAAAGCUAUGUCUUAUUUGAUUUAUCCUUUAAAAAUAAAGUUCCCUGAAUAUUU
Callorhinus ursinus (northern fur seal) is the source of this 2600-nucleotide messenger RNA. RefSeq names its product stress associated endoplasmic reticulum protein 1 (gene SERP1). Gene Ontology annotation, cellular component: endoplasmic reticulum. Gene Ontology annotation, biological process: endoplasmic reticulum unfolded protein response. The record is from RefSeq and is a predicted model, not a curated record. NCBI's taxonomy places the organism in Eukaryota, Metazoa, Chordata, Mammalia, Carnivora, Otariidae.